This is a messenger RNA of Puccinia triticina, 1239 nucleotides long. RefSeq lists its product as uncharacterized. Bases 1 to 1239 code for a protein of 412 amino acids. The transcript is spliced from 2 exons. The record is from RefSeq and is a predicted model, not a curated record. NCBI's taxonomy places the organism in Eukaryota, Fungi, Basidiomycota, Pucciniomycetes, Pucciniales, Pucciniaceae.
AUGGACCAGAACCGCCCUCCAAAUCAUCAACAGCGCCCUCAAGACGCCCAAGAUCUCUUACUGAGAGAAACGGCGGGGUGUUUGAUCCGACGGCUGGAGGGACUACGACGACGGGCAGACGCGGGGGGAGGCCGGGACCUGCAAAGCCCUGAAGAUGAUGAGGACGACGAGGGGCAACUCGACAGGAUGGAGAGCGGGAUCGAGCGACUCCAGACGGAGCUCUUGCCGGAGCUAGCGCGGGCCCUCGGCCUUCUCCCCCGCCAGCUGCUUCUGCCCAAGACGACCCUCCACACGAGAUCCCGGGUCUUUCGGCCAGCCUCGGCCGAGCUCGAUGCCGGCUUGCGGACCAUCAGGGCGGUCGGCGCCACUGUGGAGCAGAUCGUCACCGUCUUCGACCGCCCGUCUUCCCGCGCGUCGGCACGGCACUCCCUGGUGGCACAAGCUCCGGACUUGAGAGGAUUCCGGAGAGAGGAGAUCCGGGCCCAGACGGUGGCGCUGAUCCACCAGCUGGCCGAAGCAUUCAAGGCGCUAUACUAUGCCGCCGGCAGCAUCCCCCGCGUGGACUGUGUGGCCCGGCCCGAUCAGGGGGCGCAGGAUGACGAGGCGCGGGACGAGGGCGAGGCGGAGGAGUGGGCGGCGAUGAACGAGGGGGCCCGAAAUGCGGCGCAAGCAUUGAGGGACUCGAUGUCCCGCUCGGACCGGGCCGUGCUUCAGAGCCGAUGGCACGGGAUGGCACGGAUGGCCGACCGGACACUCGCCCGCCUGGCCCAUCUGGCCGGCCCGGCGCGCGCCCAGACACACAUCCUCCCGCUCGUCCGCGCAGCCGUCCCGGUCGUCAAGCUCGCCAGGAUCUUCUUCAACAAGCUGGCCAGUCCAACCAGCUCCUUCCUCGCAUCCAUCGCCCCCAACCAGCUCUUCGGCUCCCUCCUCCCCUCCACCCUCCAGCUUUCUGACUCCGUCAAUCGGCUGGACUUCUCCAUCAAAUCACUGCCCCCUGCUCUGCCACGCCACCACCAAGCCUCGCCCCCAGAAUGGCUCCGUCUUACCUCCCAAGCCUUCCUUCAUCCUCUCCUGCUCUUGCUCCAUUUCUUCCAAACCCUAUCUCUCAGCUCAACCAACCCUUCCCUCAUCGCCUCCCUCCAUAGCUCCCAUUGCUGGUUUCAAACCUGCCAUAUCCAAGUCAAUCUUGCCUUCCAAAAGCUCCAUGAAAUCUACCCGACAACAUACAAUACUUUGUAA